AUGGGUAAGAAACAAGCAUCGCCCGCCUAUGUCCUGGGUGUGGGAAUGACCAAGUUUAUCAAACCUCGGGGCAAGGUCGAUUAUCAUGAACUUGGUUUCGAGGCUGGAGUGAAGGCUAUGCUGGAUGCCCACAUCAACUACGACGAUGUCGAGCAAGGUGUUGCUUGCUACGUGUACGGCGACAGUACCUGCGGCCAGCGCGUCUUCUACCAGUUCGGCCUCACCCAAAUUCCCAUCUACAAUGUCAACAACAACUGCUCCACAGGGUCUACCGGUCUCGCUAUGGCUCGAACUCUGGUCUCCCAUGGCGCCGCCGACUGCGUGCUCGUCGUGGGCUUCGAAAAGAUGAACCCGGGAAGUCUUCAGUCGGUCUACAACGACCGCGAGAACCCGACAGGUCAGUUCGGAAUGAUGAUGGCCGACACAAGAGGCGUCACCAACGCUCCGGGUGCCGCGCAGAUGUUUGGAAACGCCGGUCGGGAGUACAUGGAAAAGUAUGGUGCUAAAAACGAAGACUUUGCCGAGAUUGCUCGGGUCAACCACGAGCAUUCCAAGCGCAACCCUUACUCGCAAUUCCAGCAAGAAUACACUCUCGAGCAGAUCAGCAAGGCCCCGAUGAUUCACGAACCCCUGACCAAGCUCCAAUGCUGUCCCACCUCCGAUGGUGCAGCCGCAGCUGUCAUCGUUUCCCAAGAGUUCCUGGAUGCUCGUCCCCAUCUGAAGGACCAGGCUGUUCUGAUCGCUGGUCAGCAGCUGGCGACGGACAACAGCACAGUCUACAACCGCAGUGCCAUCGAUCUGAUGGGAUUCGGAAUGUCCCGAAAUGCGUGCCGAGCAGCCAUCAAGGAAGCCGGCGUGAACGUGAAGGAUAUCAAGGUGUGCGAGUUGCAUGACUGCUUCUCGGCCAACGAGAUGAUCACCAUCGACGCGCUCGAGCUGUGUGAGCCCGGACAGGCGCAUGAGAUGGUCCGCAAGGGCAAUAUUACGUACGGGGGCAAGAUGGUCAUCAACCCUUCCGGUGGCUUGAUAUCCAAGGGCCACCCUCUGGGAGCGACCGGUCUGGCGCAGUGUGCAGAGCUGGUGUGGCAUUUGCGUGGCUGGGCUAACAACCGGCUGAUCAACGGGACCGAUGCCGCUUUGCAACACAACCUGGGCUUGGGCGGUGCGGUCGUGGUGACUGUAUAUAAGCGAGCCGAUGGCAAGGUAGCCAGUCCCGUCUCGUCCGACGCCGUGGCAAAGAUAACCGGCCUUGGAUAUAAUCCAGCCGUCGAGGCCAAGGGGUUUUCAGCCCAGCAGGCCGAAACGGUGCGGAGUAAGAAGUAUAGCGAUGAGUGGGCGCUGUCCGACACUCAGGAGAGAGUCCUGGCCCGAUUCUAG
This is a messenger RNA of Aspergillus affinis, 1377 nucleotides long. Its product is annotated as putative sterol carrier protein. Gene Ontology annotation, molecular function: acyltransferase activity, transferring groups other than amino-acyl groups. The coding region runs from base 1 to 1377 and encodes 458 amino acids. NCBI's taxonomy places the organism in Eukaryota, Fungi, Ascomycota, Eurotiomycetes, Eurotiales, Aspergillaceae. The transcript has 2 exons. The record is from RefSeq and is a predicted model, not a curated record.